UGAACGGACAAGAGUCACAGACCGGGUCGGAUUCCGCAUCAGAGGGAGCCACUAUAGAUUGUAAAUCUCACGGAGGAACCUGAUCUCAAUGAGACGUGGAAGCCUUCUGGUACUGGACUUUAAAAUACUGGAUGUUUUAUUUUAUUAUUUAACCAGCAGCUUGUUGUAACCUGUAGGGCAAAGCUUCCUCUGCACUUUGUUACUGGACAAAGGAUAACAACACCGACCAGUCUUCCGUAAUUUACUGACGAAUAUUGUUAGAAAAUACGGCUGAAUUGUCGGUUUAUCCCAUGCAUGCUGCAUUUAAUAGAUGGAUUUCUGCUGUAUGAGUUGCUCUUGACUUGUUUUUUUGUUUACGUGAGUUAAGUAAUAUUCGCAGGGUAGAGACAUAUGUUCAUACAAAGCCUAUAGCAGCAACUUGCUAUAGCAGGGGAACGAUUCAGCAGAGCAUUGAUCGGUGUGCUUAGCUAUACCAAGCUUGACCAAUCCGGUUGAAUUUAGUUUACUCAAGAAAAUGAUGCGGAUGCCGAAAGGUGUCUCUCCGGCUUCGGGUCGGCCAGUAGCGGGACUGUCUUGCCCUCAGCAGAAGAUCAAGGUUUUGUUCACCGGAGGAGUGAAGACCGAGUUCUUCAGCACCGGACUGUCCAGCCCGCCGAUGAGCACGGUACCGGCGGGCUAUUUCACCCAGAUCUGCAACACCGCCGUGGCCGAACAAAGAGCCAACAGCCUGUAUUCAACCCCCCACGGACCAGAGGCUAAACCCAUCAGAUCAUCCUCCGGGCGACUGCCGGCCAAGAGGAAGCUGGAUCUAGAGGACCCUCUUUACCUGCCAGAGUUCCGCACACCAAAAGGCAAAUGCAGCAUCGCAGCCAGGAUACCAAGUCCAAGGACUCCAAAGUCUCCGGGUGAGCGGACGCGGUACGACACAUCCCUGGGCCUGCUGACCAAGAAGUUUGUGGGUCUGAUCGCGGAGUCUCCCGAUGGAGUUCUUGACCUGAACUGGGCCACUGAGGUUCUGGAGGUCCAGAAGAGGCGCAUCUAUGACAUCACCAACGUCCUGGAGGGAGUCCAGCUCAUCCGAAAGAAGUCCAAGAACAACAUCCAGUGGCUGGUUGGAGACGUGUUUGAAGGUGGUGCAGGUGGAGGAGAGAAGGCUUGCGCUCUGAGGAAAGAACUUGGAGACCUGGAGAGAGUAGAAAGAUCUCUGGAUGAGCUGAUCCACUCCAGCACCGCACAGCUCAAACAACUCACCGAAAAUGAAGAUAAUAAGAGGUUGGGCUAUGUGACAUAUCAGGACAUUCGCUCCAUCGGCACUCUCCGAGACCAGACGGUCAUCGCCGUCAAGGCCCCCGCUGACACCAAACUGGAAGUGCCAGACACGGCAGGGCAGGGAUCAUUACAGAUCUAUUUAAAAAGUAAGAAUGGGCCCAUUGAAGUCUACCUGUGUCCAGAGGAGGGUCUUGAAGAAGCCAGCCCAGUUAAAAGCGCGGCCACCCCUAAAAAGGAGUUCCCUCAACCUCUCGGCCCUCCAACUACCACCCCAAUGCCGCCACCAAGCUACGGCAUCAAAGAGGAGCCUGCUGAAUUUGACAUAUCUCCAGCAGCUCCAGCCACCUCCUCAGCGGCAGCCUCCACCUCCACUCUGCUGGACGUCGAGGGUCUGCUGGGUUUACCCCCCGGCCUGCUCCAGCUUACAGAGGACCAGCUGCCUUGCGUCUCUUUCGCCCCAGACCCCAACACGCCCUUUGUCAGUUUCUCUCCCCCUUUGGACCACGACGACUACCUCUGGAGCCUGGAGGAUAGCGAGGGAGUGUCAGAUUUCUUCGACACCUAUGAUCUUGGAGAGCUGUUGAAGAGCUGAAGGUGUAAAUGAAAGGGAGGCAGGAGGAAAUUUGGGGAGAUUAAUUAAGGGGGUAAAUAUUUAAUUCAAUGCCUUCUCGAGGUAGGAAAUAUUACACUAUGAAGCCAUAUCUCUUUGUUUUUACCAUGCCUGUUUGAAUGUUAAUGAUUCCAAAGGAGGAGUCACCCCCUUUGUUUGUUUUAACAAAGUAAAAAUGAUUUGUACAUAAACACGAGGGGACUGAGAGGUUGGGUGAGAGUGUAAUCUCCAACCAUUAGGAAAUGCUGUUUAAAAUGGCGGUACUGUUUUUUGGAUCAUUCACAUUUUCAGAUUGCGCUACAAACACGGAAGUUAUCGUGCACAUCACAUCCCCGGCAACAUAAUCUGGUGCAUUCGGUUUGCGGGCGGUGUUUACAGUGUAACAACUCAGGAAUUGUUUUUCUUCCUUUUUUCCCCAAAGUCUAAAUAUUUGUGUGCCACUCUUUAACCCGUAGGGGGCAGCCUUGUACUAUGUCAGCUUUAACUGCCAUGCAGCUUUACAGGAUUCAAUCACUGGAAUUGGCGUACGCUAAAGCCAUCAAGAACUGUACACAGGGUGUGUUUUCAAGAGUGUACCUGUCUUCAAUACUGACCAAAUUAAGCUGUGAAUAAUACUGGUCCACAAGCAUCGACGGCUUCAGUAGGGUAUCGUGUGAAACAUGAGUUCAUCUGAAUCUGAACUCGUGUUUUCAGCUCAUGUGGCUUCUGUCUGAUCAGGUUUUGCUCUUUCCUGCCUUAAGCUUUAUGUCAGGCCUCGUACCUCUUUGGUGCUGCAUUGUGUGCCAAAAUGUGAAAGGCAGCUUCUGACACCCAAAAGUGGACCCAGAUCCAGAGUUAAUGACUCAUAAUAAGAGAGUCGCACUCACUCUUGUUGGUUUGGCAGCUUUAUUCUAAAUCCAGGUGCUCCUCUAUUGAUAAGAGUUUGCUGAUUUUGAGAGACUUUUUUUGAUUCAGUGGUGUGAAACUACUAUUGUAUUUCUUAAGGAAAUAACCAAAAUAAAUGAAAUGCAGCAUCUGUGUUGCAGAUGUGGUGGAAGCGGGGGUUAAUUGAUGUAAUUAAAGUUUACUUAGAGUAGAGAUUUUCUUCUUCUCUUGUUCAAUAAGUGAAUGAAUUCUGCUGAUCUAGCAGCAACAGAAUCAGGAAGGUAUUUGUAUCUUUACUGUUCAAAUUUCAAGAAUGCUUUCCCACAUGUGGUGGUGUAACCCUUUUCAAUGUCAAAGACAUGGAACCGAGGGCAGAGUAGUCAAGAGUUAUCUGUAAAUAGUUAUUUUUUCUUUUCUUUUUUUUCGAAGCGUUCUAGACAUUUGGAAAUUUGAAUUUCAUGCUGAUGUAUUUUUGGCUUUCCCUCUACACUGCGGAGAUAAGCUAACUGCCCUGUCCUAACAAAACUUGAAAAUGUGUGUUCGUGUGUGUGUGUGUAUUUGACAGCUUGGGAAAUGGGUGUCAUGGUGUGUUUGUGUGAGUUUUUACAAUGUAGAUUAGAGGAUGUGAAUUCAGAAUUUGUAGGUUUUUUUUUUGUUGGUAUUUGUAUAUAAUUUGUUUUGUAUUUAUACCUAUUUUCCAUGAAUUUGUUGAAGGUUGAACUGUUCUUGAAUGACA
Molecule: messenger RNA, 3479 nt
Organism: Anarrhichthys ocellatus (wolf-eel)
Lineage: Eukaryota; Metazoa; Chordata; Actinopteri; Perciformes; Anarhichadidae
Gene: e2f2
Product: E2F transcription factor 2
Exons: 7
Coding region: 515-1861 (448 amino acids)
Biological process (GO): regulation of transcription by RNA polymerase II
Cellular component (GO): RNA polymerase II transcription regulator complex
Molecular function (GO): RNA polymerase II cis-regulatory region sequence-specific DNA binding; DNA-binding transcription factor activity, RNA polymerase II-specific; protein dimerization activity
Source: RefSeq, a predicted model, not a curated record